Molecule: messenger RNA, 4208 nt
Organism: Vespa crabro (European hornet)
Lineage: Eukaryota; Metazoa; Arthropoda; Insecta; Hymenoptera; Vespidae
Product: elongation of very long chain fatty acids protein 4-like
Exons: 7
Coding region: 632-1591 (319 amino acids)
Biological process (GO): sphingolipid biosynthetic process; fatty acid elongation, polyunsaturated fatty acid; fatty acid elongation, monounsaturated fatty acid
Cellular component (GO): endoplasmic reticulum membrane
Molecular function (GO): fatty acid elongase activity
Source: RefSeq, a predicted model, not a curated record
CGCCACCCUCGCAGUUCGUCGGGAAAACCGAAGAAACGUUAGCUCCGUCUUGUUUUUUAAUUGGUGUCAUGGAAAUGAAACGUUACCUUCUUAAAUUAUAACAAUUUAUCGGCAAAUAGUUCGGGAAAUAUUUUUUUUUUCUUUCCAAUCAACGAUUUUGACUUUUCGUUGUCAAGAAGUCUCGUGCUUUUUUUUUUUUCUUCUUGUUUCUCGAGGCGGUUGUCCUGGUCAUUCACAUCGAGAAAAGUUCGUAAGAAAAGCGAAAAUAAAAACGAAGGAAAGAAAUUUGAUGACGGAUCGUUUGAUAUGUUUUAAUGACUUUUACAUUUUAAAAAAACAAGUGUCUAAACUCCAACCAGUGUCAACUGAUUUAAAUUAAUUAAAUAAAUACGAGCGAGAUAAGGAAACACAAUCAUGACUGUGGAGUGUUGCUCGAAUUCGAUUGAAAAAUAUCGUUCAUUUAUUUUGCGUGUGAACAAUCAAGACAUCUACGUGAGUUAAUGGAAUUUAUAUGAUCGGUAUUCCUUGAAAACUCGGAGUUUCGAUAGUGCGUUUGCAUAAAGUCAGCAAGUAUCGUGCUUGAAGAUCGCCUUCAUUUUAUUGGGGAAAAUUGAUUCUGCAAGCAGAGACAAUGGCGAGCUUUAUUAAUUCAACGACGAUAUUUAUGAACGACAUCUACGAUUAUUAUCUUUGGACUCUCUCUUUGGCAGACGAAAGAACGAGAGGAUGGCUACUAGUCGAUUCACCAAAACCAACUUUAAUAUAUACGAUGCUGUACCUCAUGAUCGUUUGGGCUGGACCAAAAAUUAUGAAAAAACGAAAAGCUUUUAAGCUUACGUGGGCUCUUGUACCGUACAAUCUUACCAUGGCUUGUCUCAAUGCUUAUAUUGCUAUUCAACUUUUCGUUGCUUCUACAAGGUUACGAUAUAGCUAUGUUUGUCAACCAAUUAGACACAUAACUCGUCCUGAUGAGAUGCAAAUCGCACACGCAGUAUGGUGGUAUUAUUUUAGCAAGCUCUUAGAAUUUUGUGAUACAUUCUUCUUUAUUUUACGUAAGAAGGACAAUCAAUUAAGCUUCCUGCACGUCUACCAUCAUUCGACGAUGUUCUCCCUUUGGUGGAUCGGUAUUAAAUGGGUUCCAAGUGGAUCUACUUUCUUACCAGCUAUGGUAAACAGUUUCAUCCAUGUAUUGAUGUAUUCGUAUUAUGGGUUAGCCGCUUUGGGUCCCUCAGUUUCCAAAUAUCUUUGGUGGAAGAAAUACUUGACGAUUCUCCAGUUAAUCCAAUUUACAAUGGCUCUGAUUCUCGGCAUCAAUGGUAUUCGAUCAGGCUGCGAUUUCCCUCUUUGGAUGCAAUAUGCACUUGUCCUUUAUAUGAUCUCGUUCAUUGUUCUAUUUGGAAACUUUUAUGCUAAAGCCUAUAUCGCCAAGGGUAAACAAGCGUACGCGGAGAGACAAUUGGAGAGGCUGAAGACAAAGAAAUCGAAGAUCAUUGAAAACGAGAAGAAAUCCGAAGAAGUAAUCAGUAACGGGAUACUUACAAAUGGACACGUCAAUGGAUACGUAAACGGCAUUACGAAACGGAAGGCUUAGUCAGAGUGAUCUUCGAGGAACUUCGAGGAUUUUUUUUUUUUUUUAAAAAAGGAAUCACUCGAACUUUAUCGUAGAAUUUAAUUGAGGAAGAGACAUCUUGAGAGCCAAAGAGAGCCCAUUUAGAACGAAUUAAAGGAAAAGAAAAAAUAUAUAUAAAUUAAAAUAAGGAAAAUGGAAAAAAAAAAGAAAAGAGAAAAAAGGAUAGAGAAGACGAUCCUUCAUAUUCUUAAUUUUUUUUUUUUUUUAUUCAUCCUCAUCAUCGUCAUCAUCGUCAUCAUCGUCAUCACCAUUGUCAUCGUCAUCGUAAUCGUCAUCAUAAUCAUCAUUAAGAUCAUUGUGUCGUUCAAAAAAAGCAUCGAUCUCGGCUACUCUUCUUCCUCUUCAAUUUUUCGAUCGAUCGAUCCUCUCUCGUGUUCUUCAAGUUACCGGCCUGCGGCUUUUCUUCUCCGCGAUCGCCAAAAUCAUACUUCUAAUCGUCGAUCCGAAGGAAUUGUACAUAUUAUUAAUAUAUUACAUAUAUAAAUAAAUGAAUAUAUAUAUAUAUACAUAUAUAUAUAUAUAUAUAUAUAUAUAUAUAUAUAAAACACACUUACCAGAAAUGUUGCGAUAAGGGAAAGGAGAAGGGGAAUUGUUUAAAAUACAUAUUAUAAUUAACGACGAACGAAGAAUUCGCGUCGUCGGAAUUCAGUGCAGUGAAAAAAAAAAAAGAAAAAAAAAGCGAUAAUAAUGAUACAGAGAAAAGAGAGAAAAAAACGGAGAUGCAAGUUCGAAAGCGACGCUCUCGUUUUAAGACUUCCGCAAUUUCGGUCAAGCGCGUAUGUAUGUAGGUACAACGUACCGGCAGGAAUGAGCCCGCCGAAAGUGUGUCACGAUAAAAUGUCUUCGAUCAUAUUUUUUUUCUUCUUUUGCUCUCUCUCUCUCUCUCUCUCUCUCUCUCCUUCUCUUUCUUUUUUUGAUUCGAAGAAUAAUUUUCAUAAAGAUAAGAUAUUGCACAUAAAUCAAUUAAUCACACGUACAAAGCGAUAUAUCUAGAAAGAGAGAAAUAGAAAGAAGGGGGGAAAAAAAAGGAGGAAGAAAAAAGAAAGGAUCAAGACAAAUCUGUUUUUAUAUUUCUCUUUUUGAAUUACUAUAAUUAUUACUAUUCGAUAAUGUCGUCGACUUUUCAGUAGUAAUUUUAUACGAACGUUUUUCUAUGAAUAUCUUAUCGUAAAUAAUUUUAUCGUAUCUUUAUUAUUAAUAAAAAGAAAAAAAAAAAAAAAACAGAAAAGAAGAAAUAAAUAGAUUUCUUUCGGCGAGCGCUGAUCACAAAAAUAGAAAAAAAAAAAUAACAAACAUGAAAAAGAGUCAAUAAACGAAUAAAUAAAUAAAUGAACAAACAAAUAAAAGAGUCACUCCAAAACGCGAAAUCGUUCGAUCGAUUUGUCAUCAUAGAAUUUCUUCGAUACUUUUUUCUUUAUUCAUCUUCUUUUUUUUUUUUGUUCUUUCUUUGAUCCUAUUCAUUAGCAGGAGGGCUCUAAAUUGUAUUCGGCACUUGCCUCUGCGUGUAGAUCGCGGAUGGAUAAGUCGUGCCAAGAAAUCGUAUUUAACAAAUAAAUGUGUACAAUAUUAAAAUAAAUACAUAAAAUACGUACAUACAUACAUACAUACAUACAUAUGUGUAUAAAUACAUAAAUACGACAGUACGAUUCGUGGGUAAACCGGUAUCCGUUUAAUUCUUUAUCUAUUAUCAUCACGAGAAAUGUUUAGAUAAUAUCCUAUUGUUAAUUAUGUGUUUGUCAUUAUGUAACAACUGUUAUAUAAAGGUCAUUGCUGCGCAAUGUCGAAAAGAGGUAAAUGCGUCCUCUUUCUCUUCAUUUCUCAUAAAUUUCUCUAAUUCAUUUUUAGACACGAUCGCAAGGAAUUCCUUACAUUCUCGAUACAGCGAUGAUAAAUGUAACAAUUGAUUUCAAAAUUAUUAUUCUAAAAUUACGUGAGAUAUUUAUAAAGCUUUUUCGAUCUUUACGUUUCGUAUCGAAAAUCAAAAUGCGUAUGAGUUUAUUCAUUCUACUGUAUAAAUGAUUAGACGGAUUAACAAAAUUUAUAAAAAAGAAAAAAAAAAAUAAGAUCGCUUGCAACGAAGCUUGAAAAGUAAUUUUUAUUUCAAUUCGAUUUUCAGUUUAAAUAUUAUGGUAUUAUCGAAAAUGUAAAAUUCAUAUAAACUCGGUUAUGGUAAAAAAAUUGUUUCUUAAGUUUGUUUUGAAAUUUUUUUUAUAAGGGCAAUGAAAAAUGACGGAUGAAUGAUAAUAUUUUUUGGAAUAAGUCCAUUUAUAAGUUGCCUAUCAGAAUUUAUACGUAAUUUAUUACGUUCGCAGAAACAUAUCAAUUUUAUAAUCUAAAUGAUUGUAAACAAAUUGAUAACAUUUAUACCAAACGUCAAAUUAGACGACAAGAUACAUGAAUAAUUUCGAUUCAAUUUAAUUUUCAUUUUUAAAAGUUAAGUAAUGUAUACAAAAUCGCAUAUGCAACAGGAUUAAAUUAAAAUAAAUAAAAAUUGUAGGAAAUAUGUAAAAUGGUGUUAGCCAUUAAUACGAACUAUAUCGGUCGUGUUUAUUAUAUGUCUCACGAGUAAAAAAUCCUA